Messenger RNA from Schizosaccharomyces octosporus yFS286, 183 nucleotides. RefSeq lists its product as uncharacterized. The transcript is spliced from 2 exons. The record is from RefSeq and is a predicted model, not a curated record. The coding region runs from base 1 to 183 and encodes 60 amino acids. NCBI's taxonomy places the organism in Eukaryota, Fungi, Ascomycota, Schizosaccharomycetes, Schizosaccharomycetales, Schizosaccharomycetaceae.
AUGAACUGUAAAUCGCCACCCCCUUUGAUUGCGGAUGUGCCAGCGGACAACCCUGCACUUGCCAAAAGCAGUGCUCCUGCGAAUCCUGCAAAGGUAAUUGCGGUUGCAAGAGUGGUGAAAGCAAGUGCACCUGCGACUCUUGUAAAUGCGGAAAGUAAUGAUGUACAACCGAAAUCUGUUUAA